This is a messenger RNA of Limulus polyphemus (Atlantic horseshoe crab), 7019 nucleotides long. RefSeq names its product intraflagellar transport protein 81 homolog. Gene Ontology annotation, cellular component: intraciliary transport particle B; cilium; centrosome. Gene Ontology annotation, molecular function: tubulin binding. Bases 167 to 2191 code for a protein of 674 amino acids. NCBI's taxonomy places the organism in Eukaryota, Metazoa, Arthropoda, Merostomata, Xiphosura, Limulidae. The record is from RefSeq and is a predicted model, not a curated record. Gene Ontology annotation, biological process: cilium assembly; intraciliary transport. The transcript is spliced from 15 exons.
UUCUGCGCAUAAAUUAUUAUGGGAUAAACAUGGUGAUUUUUAGAAACGAAGUAUUGAGUAUUUACUUGAGUGAGAUUUCGAAGUGCAUAGGGAAGAAUUCCAACAUCGAUGUGAUAGCUGAACGAUAAUAUUAGUAACUCUUUGAACUAUUUUGUUGGAUACAAAGAUGAGUGAGCAGAUCAAGUUUAUUGUUCAAGAGCUCAACAAAGAACCAUUUAACAGGAAGUUGAAUCUAAUCAGCUUUGAUUCUCUGAAAAGUGAACAUCUGUUACAAGUUCUCAAUGAUGUAUUUGCCGAAAUUGAUUCAAGAGUGAAAGUGGAUGUCAGAGAAGAGGACCCAGAACAGUUAGCUGUGAAGAUGUUGGGAUUUCUUCGAAUUUUGAAAUAUAAACCACCUCCAGAUGUGGAUUUGAGUGAAUUUCGUCAAGGUAUUGUGUAUGGAGAGAAAGCAGUUGUACAUCAUAUUCUGGAAUGGGUUUUACGUCGCUUGGAAGAACUUAAGAAAAGGGCUUACUUGGCUCGGUAUCUUGUCAAAAUUGAUCUUGCUCCAGCUGUUGAAGGGGAUGCUGAUGUCUUAGAGUUGUAUCAACAGUAUGAGCAACUAAUUGAAGAUUUUAAAGAAGUCCAUAAACAGUAUGAAGCAUUAAAAACCAGUGGUUUCUCACCACAAGAAAUAAGGAAGGAUCUUGGACACAUGGAAGAGGAAAAAGAACAACUGACAAAGAAAAUUGAAAGAGUCAAACGAAAGGUUGAUUCACAUCCCAAUAAAAAUGAAAUGUUGGGAAUUGCUCGUAAUCUGCGUGAAGAACAUGACAGAGCAGAUUAUCUUACAAAGCAAAAGACUGAUCAGCGAAAUGCGUUAACACAUGCAGAAAAAACAAUUCAGCGUUUAAAUCAACAGGUGAAAGAAUUGCGCCAUGCAGCCCUUGGGGCAACACCUGAAGGUUUGAUACAGAAACUUGAAGAAGAGGUACGUGUUAACUCGUACUUAGUAAAAGAAAAGCUUCCUAAAGAGAUAAGUGUCCGUCAGAAAUACAUUCAUGAUCUGCAGCAUGUUGUCAAUCAGCCAGCCAUGGGUCAGUCAGAUAUAGACAAGCUAAAUGCAAAGAUAAAGAAAAUGAAUACUGAAGUUAAUCAGCUAAUUGAGAAAAAAAUGGCUAGCAGUGAACCCGUUAAUGACAAGCUUUCACUCUUCAGGCAACAAGCUGCUAUGAUUGCCCGUAAAAAGGAGACAGCCGCUGAGCAGUUGAAUGAAGUACGAACUGAACUAGCACAACUAGAAGAGGAACUGCAAGAGAAAAGAGAACAAACUAAAGGGUUUGAUGGAGAAGAAGUUCUAAAAGGAGAUGAGUUUAAAAAGUAUGUGACAAAACUAAGAAGCAAGAGUACUUUGUACAAGAAAAAGAAACUGGAACUAAGUGAUUUACGAGCAGAAACGGGUGUUUUGGCCAGAACCAAAGAAAUUCUGGAACAGAGAGAAAAGUCUGUUUCAGAGAGUUUGUCUCUGUUAGAGGAUCAAAAGGGAAUAGGUGGGUUUCAUUCAACACAAGAGGAACUAGAGAAGGUCUCCAGUGUUAAAGCACAGCUUGAUGAAGAAAAAGGUCAUACCUUGGAAGAGAUGUCUACCAUGGUACGAAGAAUAAAUGCCCGAAUAAAUGAGAAAAAGGCUCAUUUGGCUCCAAUAAUUAAAGAAUUGCGGCCACUGAGACAGCAAUGCCAGGAUUUGAAGUAUGAAUAUGACCAGAAAAAAGCAGCAUAUGACUCUCAGUCAGCUGGGCUGGAAAGCAACUUGUCCAAGUUGGAACAGGAGGUCCAGAAUUUGAGAGAGGAGGUAUCAUCAGAAGAGUCUAGAUAUCACUACCUGAAUGCUGCUAUGGAGGUCCUUGAAGAACAUCAGCAGCGUGUGAGCGAGGAGUUAAAAAUUUAUGUAUCCAGUGACCCUCAAGAAAGAAAGAAAUCACUGAGAGAGCAGUAUAAUAAGAAAAUUCAGGAACAAGAAUCACAAGCUAAGAUGCUUCGAGACCAACAGAAGGAAGUCAGGGAUAACCAUACUGGAAGUCAACAUCAGGUGAAGAUGUGGAAUGAUCUCCAGAAACUCUUAGAAUGCAAGAAACAGUGUUGGGAGAACAUGCAGGCUCAACACAGACCUGGAGUUUCAACAGCAGUGUCUGGUGACAGGCUUGUUUUGUGAUUUAAACCACUACUGUUAAAGAAGGCUUGCAGUAAAUUGUAGGAGAGAAGAACAGCACGCAUUAGUAAUUUAUUCUUUUUAAGAAGGUUUACACUAUUAAAUGAGAUAGUGCACAUUGAAAGUAAUCAAACAUUGUUCAUAUAUAUAUUUUUUGGCACCAAUCUCAUAGUAGUGGAUAUUUAUUUUCAUAAUUUUACCAUUGUGUCAUUAGCUGCUUUGUACAUAUAGCUAGUUUAAAACAUUCUAUUUUCUCUUGCAAACUUGGAAAUGAAACCACUUACUAAUUGUAAGAGUAAUUAAGAUUAGAAACUGCUUAUUUUUCUUAGUAUUAUACUUUGUCAAGAUGAUUCAUGCAACAGCUCAGACCUGGGAAAGUUUUAUUUGUAAGGUUGAUUAGGAUGUGAAACCUUAUUUGGGAUCAAAGUAAAAUAAAUACAGUUUCUCAUAAAAAAAGAAUGAUAAUGCAAGGGAUCAAAAAUAUGAAAUAUUUUAUAACUGUUAAGUAAUCAGUUGAAAGAAAAAAGCAUUUCUUAACAGAUAUUUCAUUUUGUUAUAUUAUUAAAAUCUUAAAUUGUUUGAUGGCUAAGAAAACUUUCUUACCUUUCUAAAUUUAUAGGAGACUAAUCUUGUGAAAAGCUUUUUUUUAUAACAUUCUUAGUGCACUGUUUCUGAUGCACAUUAGUAAACAUUGUUUAGGAAUUCAGUAGUUGAACUAAAAAUAGGUUAAACAUGUAAAUACAAUAUAUUGUAUAUUCUCCUGCUCUCAUUAAAAGUAGCCUACAUGAUAUGAAUGUAAUACAAAUACUGCAAAGAACAUCACAAACAUUUGUUAUAUAGAAACCAUGUUUUAAAAAAUGUUCUGCAUAUUGUGAAUCUGUAAGUCUGGCAAGACAAUGACAAACAAAGAAAAUUGUAUAAGUUUGUGUUAAAUGAUUCCUGAAAUAGGUUUAGAAUUUUUUUAGAUUAGUUAGAUGCAUGUGUAAAUCACAAAUAGCUUUAAUUAGUUAAUGAAUGUUUUGUGUACUGUUAAAUGUCUAUAAAAUCUGAAAAUGCUAGUAUUUCUAGUUUUUUAUUUGUCAAUAACACAGAAGAAUAGUGCCUUAAAAGUUUUUGAAUUUAUGAUAACAUCAAACUUGAAUGUAAUACUUUGAGAUACACAGUGCCAUACAUUUAUCUAGUCAGCAAAAGCAAGAAAAAAGUAUUGUAAAUUUAAUGCAUGAUUAUACUUGUGAUAGAAGAAAUUGCCCAGCCAUUUUAACUAAAUAUUAAAAUGUAUGUAUUGGUUAGUAAGGAGUUCAUUUCUUUAUAUUGGUAAUUGUAAUUUUUUAUGCUUUAAAUCUGAAGGUGUUGCUACACAAAAACAGUCUUAGAAUCCCUCCAGUAGACAUUACUGUUAGAUUGAAAGCUGCCAAUCAAUCAAAAGAUGGUUAUUAGAAAAAAACAAAGAAACAAGGCUUCAAGAAAGACAAAACAGGCAUUCUGUUGAAAAGCACGAAUCUUCCACAAUUGAAGAUUGAAUUAACGGAAUGAGGAUUGAAGAUUUCAGUGCAGAAAUAAGAGAUACAUUUUUAUAUAUCAUAUACUGUAGUGAAGUAACACCUAAAGUAAUAAGUGUUUUGAACUCUAUUUUUUCCAAUCAAUGUAAUAUUUAUACCUCUCUAACAAUUGUAAAUGGCAAGCCUAACAUGAUGUUCCCUGGAACAAUAAUUUAGAACUACCUUGUGAAAAGUGCAUAAAAGGCAAGUUAACCUACGUUGUUAUACAGAAUAAUGAUUAUCUGUUUGGUAAACUUUGGUAUCUUCAGUAAAUUUGACUGCGUAAGGUACUUAAUGGAUUCAUUUGUUAUGCCAAAAAUGUUUGUCAUAUAUACUUUAAGUGUAACAAAAUAGAAAAUAAAAUGUCUGAUAUUUAUUUAGGACAUUUUCAGUGAGAGUAUGUGUAAAAAUAAAAAUGAAAAAAAUUUUCAAAUCCAUAUUUUUAGGAACAGAGAAUCAGGCAAACAACUAUAGCAAUUAAUUUGCUGCAACUUAAUGUAACAGGUAUUUGUUUGUGAAGGUAUUUAAUGAUUUUUGCAUACUGAACAAUGCAAAUCCUGAAAUUCCAAGUAAAUGUUAUUUCUGUUGCAAGUACAGUCUCUGUUGCAUUGAGCAUUUUAUUCUGAAUAAUAUGUUUUCCCUAGUCCAAUAAGAUUCUCAGUAUUCACUCUCUUAUUGCAGUUCUUCUGCCUUUGAGAACUGUUUUUACAGAAAGUCCAUUCCUCUUUUUGAAGAAAGAAAGCAAGAAUUGUUAUUGAGAUAUCAUAUGGUGAGAAUAAAUCCAAUACUAUAACUCUUGACCCCCAUGAUAAGAGUCCUCAGGAUCACAUUCUUGUGGUAGAUCUCAAUCUUUUGCUUGCCAGUGGUUUAUUCUACAUAAGCAGGUGUUAGGUGAUGUGUUUACCCAGCUUCUAUAGCUGUUACUAAACUUUGAAUUUGUUUUAGCUCUUGUACACAAAGAAUAUAUUAUGCUGUAUAAUGAGGGCUUUUGCUUGCUUUAUUGAUCUUAGCCAUCUACUUGUGAUCUGAUCUUUGAGAAUUUUGAUUUAAAAUGUGAUUUCACAAAAUCUCUGUGUGGCCACAGACCUAGUUCACUGUCUGUUCAUAAAGUUGAUACUGCCCCUUCAAAUAUUUUCCACAGUCUGUUUGAUUCAAAAAUGGGUUUUGUCAUGUUAGAGUUUUAUUGACAUUAUAAAAAAAAAACAACUGAUUUUCCACACUUGUUUGAUUUGUCCUGCUCCUAUGAUAAAUGAGACAAUAGACUGUCUGAUGCAGCAUAUACAUUACUAUUUGCAUUAUAACUCUAAACCUGUGAAAAAUGGAUUCUUGCUUUGGGUCAUGCAUAAAUUUCUGAACACAAAAUAUUGCCCAUACUAUUGUUUGUGUUGUAAUGUUUUAUGUCCCUUAGUUAACACCUUAUUGUUCAAUUUUUUUAGCAUAAUCCGUAUGUAGUUAUAAAUUAGAUGUUAAUUGAGGUAACCAAGAAAAACUUUUCUUUAUAUCUUGAUUAGAUUAUCACAAAUCUUUGAGAUUAUAAUAAAAAUAAUAUAAAAAUAUAUUCAAACGUCCUACUCUACAAGACACAAGAAAUAUAAACAUAACAAACUGUCAGGCUACCUUACCUACAAGUUCUUAUAUUUUAACUUUUCACACUAAAAUGAGCAAAAAACGUUUGAUACUUAUGUUUCAAUGGACAUUUUUUUCUACUCCAACUAUGUAUUUGUAUAGAAUCUUAUUACUAUGCCCAAUUAUUUUGUGGAAAUUUAUCAGUUGGUAAAUUACUUAGUUACUGAGUAAGCAGUAAAUAUUGCAAUUUUAUUUCAAAACAAACUGUUUAUUACGAAUAGUUUUUUUAUCCAAAGUCAUUUAAAUAAUAUAUUAUGGGGCUAAAUUUCAUAUUAAACAGUUAGUAUGUCUUUGAAACCAACUGUUUUUGGAAUGAAAGUGGUAUUUUAUUGAUGUCUGAUUGACUUAUGUUCAUUGUUUUUUAUGUCAAAUGAUGUCAUGGUUUUACUUCUAAAAUUUAGUUAGGUUAACUUGACUCAUAGGCUUGUUGCUGAAUUAAGUUCACUGUGUGUUUAUCAGUAAUUGGAGAUUUUUUUAAAAAAGAAAUUGGUAACUCACAAAAUUUUGAUGUGAAACUUGGAGCAAAUACUGUCUUUUUUACAAUUCAUUUCAUACAUAAUUGUUUACAUUAAUAAUAAGUUCUGUAGUAGUUGUGCAAUAGAAGAGUUAUCCAUUUUAUCUAAUUUACUUAUGUUAUGCUGGAGGAUGUCUUUACUAGAAAUAACUAAUAAUAAAUCAAUCUAGAAAAUCAAACAAUCUGAGUAAAGAUUUGUGCUUGGGUGGGUGUGUUUUAGCUGAUUAAUAGUAUUGAUAAAGUAAAAACUCAAAGAUUAUUGUUUGUAAGUAGAUUUUAACUGAAAAAUGAAACAAAGAGACUACUACUUUCAGUAGUACUAGUUAGUCAAGCUUAGAAAAAAUUAAGGAAAUAAUUGCAUGAAUGUUUUUAUUAAACAAAAUGGAAGGAACAGGUUGAGAUCAUAAGUGAGUAAUCCACAUAUAGUUAGUUGCAGAACAUUGAAAAACAAGUGAACAUUAUUUAAAAAAUUAAUGAAUUUUUCAGUGAUAGUUGACUGAGAAAAUUUGUUUUAAAUUUUCUUUGGGACCAUUUGUUAAACCUGAAAAGAUUAUUAUAGUUUUGUAGUUGAAGUGAAAUUAUGGGUGUUACUAAUUACUAAUGAAAGAAAAUAUUUGCAGAUUUGACUCGCAAACAAGCAAAAUUAUAGAAACAAGUUUGUAUGUGUGUGUUUAGAAUAUAUAUUUGUAUUCUAACAAAGAGACAAUAAUAUAAAGUUUAUGUAUAAGGUUCCCUGAAUGAGUAACAAGAAGACUUCCCACAGUUCUGUGAUGAGUUAAACUCACUGCAUCUAGUAUUAUCACUUAUGAUUUUUUACUCUCUGUCAAAAGUAUAUUUGUGUAUUAUAGUAGUUUUUUUUUAAUUCUAUUAUAACUACUGAAGUAACAGCAAACAUAUCUAAGUUAGUAAAGAUAGUAAAAUCCAUUAUUUGUAUAGAAACCAAAGAUAAACAGCAAACUUCACAGUUUUAUUGUGCUUAUAAAUUUUUCUGGAAUCGUUGAAGAAUAGGGCAAGCUCUUAUAUAUUAAUGUAGGUUUCACUAUUUCCCCACGUAUAUAUUUAAUGUAUGAGUGAGUCAUUCAUUUAUGAUUGUUAUUUUUUCUGUCCAGUUAUGUGAUACUACGAAGAGAAAUAAAAUUGUUCACUGCUGUUA